This is a messenger RNA of Cryphonectria parasitica EP155, 1377 nucleotides long. RefSeq lists its product as uncharacterized. The transcript has 2 exons. Lineage: Eukaryota; Fungi; Ascomycota; Sordariomycetes; Diaporthales; Cryphonectriaceae. The annotation marks the transcript as partial. Gene Ontology annotation, cellular component: endoplasmic reticulum; Golgi apparatus. Gene Ontology annotation, molecular function: protein-cysteine S-palmitoyltransferase activity. Gene Ontology annotation, biological process: peptidyl-L-cysteine S-palmitoylation; protein targeting to membrane. The record is from RefSeq and is a predicted model, not a curated record.
CGCUGGGCAAGGAGGUUCGAGAGGUGCUGUUGCCGGUGCGCCACCUACUUCCCAUUACUUUUCGUCUACGGCCUGACCACCUGGGCAGUCCUGGUGGUCUGCAGUAUAGGAUAUAAUGCGCAAAACUCGAGCUGGAUAGGGACGCCAUCCUCCCUCAUAGCCAUACUACUCUAUGCCCUUCUCAAUUGGUCCUACACGACGGCCGUCUUCACCCCGCCGGGCAGCACAACCAACGACAGCGGCUAUAGCACGCUUCCGACCCAAGAGACCCCCCGACCGACCGCCACCCUGACCGUCAAGUCCAACGGCGAGAUGCGCUUCUGCAAGAAGUGCCAGGCCCGCAAGCCCGACCGCGCCCACCACUGCUCGACCUGCCGGAGGUGUGUGCUCAAGAUGGACCACCACUGCCCCUGGCUGGCCACCUGCAUCGGCCUGCGCAACCACAAGGCCUUCCUGCUGUUUCUGAUCUACACGUCACUCUUCAGCCUCUGGGCCGCUGUGGUCGCCGGGUCGUGGCUCUGGACCGAGGUCAUGGCCGACACCACCUACGUCGAGAGCCUGAUGCCCGUCAAUUACAUUGUGCUCGCCGUCAUCGGCGGCAUUAUCGCCCUCGUCGUCGGCGCCUUCACCAUCUGGCAUAUCGUGCUCGCGGCCAGGGGUCAGACCACCAUCGAGUGCCUGGAGAAGACCAGAUACCUGUCGCCGCUGCGGAAGACGAUGCAGAACACAUACAGGGCGCAGCACACAGACGGCCGCGGCAUCCCCUUGCCCAGGUACGGCCAGCAGCUGCUGGACAUGCACCAGGACAUCCUGCCGGGUGUGACGCGCCCGGAGGAAGGAGAAGAGCUGCGCACCCUGGCGCCCAGCGGACGCGACGAGACAAACCAGCCGCCCCUCGUCAACGGAGUGCCACGGCACAUGUCGUACGAUGAAAUGGAGCGCACGCGGGCGCGCAAGCGCUACGAGGAAUACCUGGACGAGCAGGACAGCGGCAAGCUGCCCAACGCCUUCGACCUGGGCUGGCGGCGCAACCUGCUGCACCUCUUCGGGCCCAGCCCUUACCUGUGGGCCUUCCCCGUGUGCAACACCACCGGCGACGGCUGGAACUGGGAGCCCUCGCCCAUGUGGCUCGAGGCGCGGGACAGGGUGUCACGCGAGCGCGACGCGCAGAGGGCUCGCGAGCGGGCGGCCGGGUGGGGCAUGCCGGACGGGGACGACGUUGCCAACGGCGGUGCCGGCAAUAACGAUGGCGGUGUCGUGACCUGGAACCCGCCACUCGCGGGCGGCGCGGGCCGACACUACGUGGACCCCCCUCACAAGCCGCAGAGCAAGGCCGACAAGGUGCUCGGGCGGGACCCGAACCUCUACGCAGACAAC